Messenger RNA from Acinonyx jubatus (cheetah), 1160 nucleotides. Its product is annotated as olfactory receptor 1D2-like. The transcript has a single exon. Gene Ontology annotation, biological process: G protein-coupled receptor signaling pathway. Bases 40 to 999 code for a protein of 319 amino acids. Lineage: Eukaryota; Metazoa; Chordata; Mammalia; Carnivora; Felidae. Gene Ontology annotation, cellular component: membrane. Gene Ontology annotation, molecular function: G protein-coupled receptor activity; olfactory receptor activity. The record is from RefSeq and is a predicted model, not a curated record.
AGACAUUUGGUGGUACUGAUAUUGUAGACAGUUGGGGAAAUGGAUGGAGGCAACCAGACUAGAAUCUCUGACUUCCUACUCCUGGGGAUUUCAGAGAGUCCUGAGCAGCAGCAAGUCCUGUUCUGGAUGUUCCUAUCCAUGUACCUGGUCACAGUUGUGGGAAAUGUGCUCAUCAUCCUGGCCAUCAGCUUUGACCCCCGCUUGCACACUCCCAUGUACUUCUUCCUGGCCAACCUCUCCUUCACCGACCUUUUCUUUGUCACCAACACAAUCCCCAAGAUGUUGGUGAACCUUCAGUCCCAGAACAAAGCCAUCUCCUAUGCGGGGUGUAUGACACAGCUCUACUUCUUGGUCUCCUUGGUGACACUGGACAAUCUCAUCCUGGCUACGAUGGCCUAUGACCGCUAUGUGGCCAUCUGCUGCCCCCUCCACUAUGUCACAGCCAUGAGCCCUGGGCUCUGUAUUUUGCUCCUCACCUUGUGUUGGUCACUUUCUCUCCUCUAUGGCCUCACCCUCACCCUCUUCAUGACCAAGGUGACUUUCUGUGGUUCCCGGAAGAUCCACUACAUCUUCUGUGAGAUGAAUGUUCUGCUGAGGCUGGCCUGUUCCAACACCCAGAUCAUUCACAUACUGCAGAUUACCACAGGCAUCUUUAUCUUCCUCACCCCCUUUGGGUUCAUGAUGAUAUCCUACAUUCGUAUCAUCAGAACCAUCCUCCAAAUACCUUCAGCCUCUAGUAAAUACAAAGCCUUCUCCACCUGUGCCUCUCAUUUGGCUGUGGUCUCUCUUUUCUAUGGGACACUUUGUAUGGUAUAUCUGCAGCCUCUCCAAUCCUACUCCAUGAAGGAUUCAGUAGCCACAGUGAUGUAUGCUGUGGUGACGCCCAUGAUGAACCCUUUCAUCUACAGCCUGAGGAACAAGGACAUGCAUGGGGCUCUGGGAAGACUGCUUCUAGGUAAAGCCUUCCAGAAGGUGACACGAGGUAAUUUUGGAGACUGAAGUGGAGACUGGGAAUUUUCUACCACAUGCAAGGCAUUAUCUUAUAGGAGACACAGGAGUGAUUAGGACAUAGCUCCAGCUCAGAAUGAAUUUAUGUAUCCGUGGUGAAGGAAAGGCAUGUAUGUGUAAUGCAAGAUCCCCUGACCACAAAACCUUCAAAA